Molecule: messenger RNA, 1381 nt
Organism: Sesamum indicum (sesame)
Lineage: Eukaryota; Viridiplantae; Streptophyta; Magnoliopsida; Lamiales; Pedaliaceae
Source: RefSeq, a predicted model, not a curated record
UUCCACGCUUUCUUCGCGCAGAGGAUACCCCCACCUCGCCAGCUCUCUCUCUCUCUCUCUCUCUCCCUCCUCACUCUACAGUCUAUAAUUCCAUCGUCUUUUCAAAUUCAACCUUUUGUAUUCUCGCGGAACAAAGCGCUGCUUGGGUUCCUUCGUCACUCCAAAGAAAUCAGAAUCUAGGAGAAGAAUUUUCAUUUUCGAAAGGAGAAGAAGCCGAAAUGGGGUCGCAGGCGUACUUGGACAAGAUGCAGCUGCGCCAGAAUUACCGAAACCUGUGGCACACCGAUCUCAUGCGCACCAUUCAACAGGAUCCUCCCUAUUGUUGCUUGGCGCUUUGGUGUGGACCCUGUGUCUCAUAUAUGCUUCGCAAAAGAGCGCUUUACAAUGACAUGUCCAGGUAUGUCUGCUGUGCUGGAUAUAUGCCUUGCAGUGGUCGGUGUGGUGAAAGUCGCUGUCCUGAAUUUUGCCUUGCAACUGAGGUUUUCCUAUGCUUUGCAAAUUCUGUAGCUUCGACGCGGUUCAUGCUGCAAGAUGAAUUCAACAUACAGACAACGCAGUGUGAUAAUUGCAUUAUCGGUUUCAUGUUCUGUCUCCAACAAAUUGCUUGCAUUUUUUCGAUUGUUGCUAUGAUUGUUGGAAGUGAUGAAAUUUCAGAGGCUUCUCAGAUUCUUUCGUGCUUGUCUGAUUUGGUAUAUUGCUCGGUGUGCGCUUGUAUGCAGACACAACACAAGAUUGAAAUGGACAAGCGAGAUGGUAAGUUUGGCCCACAGCCCGCGAUGGCAGUGCCAGCUGUGCAGCAAAUGUCGCGCCUCGAUCAGCCAUACCCCCCUACUGUUGGAUAUCCUCCUCCUGCAUACGGUGGCCAGCCAACUUAUCCUCCUGCGUAUGGGCAGCCAAAUUAUCCUCCUCAGGGUGCUGGCUAUCCUCCACCUGCUGGCUAUCCUCCUGCUGGGUAUCCCCCUGCUGGCUAUCAGAGGUGAUCUAUCCAGCCUAUGAUGCAUUGGCACAACAAAUUCAGGACGGAGUUUGCUUAGUUGUGUUCCCGUGGAUAGUUUCUGCUGCAUUUCAACAGAGGUUCGAGUACAUGAUGAGGGUAUGAUGGAAUGUGCAUGUUUGUGAAAAUCUGGUUGUUUAUUACAGACUACAAUUGUUUGGUACAAAAUGUUUGACCUUAUCCUUAAGAUACAGCGUGAGUCACUGUGUCAUACCAUUUUAUCUUUUAUGUGAGGCCGCAUUCAAUCUCCGAACCACUGAGGUUGCAGGUGGUUCCAACCCAUAUACUAUCUCAACAUUUUUUUCUAUAUUCUGUUAGACUUGCUCUCUAUUGACGCAUUUGUUUAUCACUGGGGAUGAUACUCUAUUUAUUAAAUUUAUUUUUUAA